Hansenula anomala is the source of this 1404-nucleotide messenger RNA. Its product is annotated as MFS transporter. Gene Ontology annotation, biological process: transmembrane transport. Bases 1 to 1404 code for a protein of 467 amino acids. NCBI's taxonomy places the organism in Eukaryota, Fungi, Ascomycota, Saccharomycetes, Phaffomycetales, Wickerhamomycetaceae. The transcript has a single exon. Gene Ontology annotation, molecular function: transmembrane transporter activity. The record is from RefSeq and is a predicted model, not a curated record. Gene Ontology annotation, cellular component: membrane.
AUGACUGAACAGGGCAAACCAAUCCAAUUGGAUACAAUGAACCAUUCUACUUUAGCUGAUUACACCACUUCCAACUUUCAGACUCUAUCCCAAGUUAAUAGUGAACGCAAUUCAACUUCCAACGAUGCUUCCCAACGAAUUGACAACACUAAACCAAUCAUGACAUUGAAUAACCCGCCUAGAAACCUAUACCGUGUAAUUUCAGCUUGCUCUUGGGGUUUAGGCACAGGCAUGACAGCUGGUGUCAUUGGGUCAUUGUUACCGUUUAUUGAAGCUUAUUAUAAGGUAAACUAUGCAAUUGUAUCACUUUUAUGGUUGGGUAAUGCCUUAGGGUAUAUACUUAUUGGAUUAAUUGGGCAUCACAUAGAUAUCAAAAUCGGCAAAUGGAAAAGUUUAAUGGUUGGUGCAAUUUGUCACAUUGCAAUGAGUUCCAUCAUGAUCACGGGGACAAGAUUCCCAGCAAUUAUAAUCGCAAUGUUUCUUGGUGGUGUUGGAGCUGCUCUCAACUUGGGUAAUUUCAAUACUUUCCUACCAAGUUUGGGUACAAAAUAUCCGGGUAUAUAUCAUGGGUGCUAUGGUAUUGGUGCUUGUGCUGGUCCUUUGUUUGCAAUCUUAAUGACAAAUAAUGGUAUUCAAUGGAACUAUUUCUAUUAUGUGGUUUUAGGGUUGACAUUGUUCAAUCUGGUUUUCUUAACCCUUGCUUUCAAAGGUAUCGAUAUAGACAUUGAGAAUUACACUACAGAGAGCGAUAAAGACGAAUCAGAAGACACUUCAAACCAAGAUCAAAAGCACCAUGAUUUUAAGGCUGCUUUGAAGGACUUCAGAACCUGGAUUGGCUGUGCUUUUAUCUUCUUCUAUCAAGGCUCAGAGGUUUCAAUGGGUGGCUGGGUGGUCACAUUCAUCUUGAACUACAGAAAAGGAAAUCCAACAUCAGUAGGUUAUGUAUCAUCUGGGUUCUGGGCAGGAGUCACUAUUGGUCGUUUCUUGUUGACUUCUCCUUUAAUUAAAUACUGUGGUAAUAAAAGAUCCGUGAUUGUUCUCAUUGGUGUUAUUAUGGCAUUUGAUAUUUUGACAUGGCUUGUUCCUGAAAAGAUUGCAGCAGGUCUCUUUGCCUCAUUAGCAGGGCUAUUCAUCGGUCCUAUUUAUCCAAUGAUGAUUGUCUUUUUAACCAGGAUUUUACCAAGGAAAAUAAGAUAUUGUUCUUUAGUUUUAGCAACUGCUUUUGGGAGCUCAGGUGGAAGUGCAAUACCGUUUUUGGUGGGUAUUUUGAGUCAAAUUAGUGGAACAUUUGUUCUUCAUCCUAUCUUUUUGGGAUGCUAUGUUUUGAUGUUUCUAUCUUGGAUAUUCCUACCAAACAUUGAGAGAAAAGGUGCAAUAAAACACUAUUGGCAAAGAAUUUGGUAA